Molecule: messenger RNA, 654 nt
Organism: Saccharomycopsis crataegensis
Lineage: Eukaryota; Fungi; Ascomycota; Saccharomycetes; Ascoideales; Saccharomycopsidaceae
Product: Ran family GTP-binding nuclear protein
Exons: 2
Coding region: 1-654 (217 amino acids)
Biological process (GO): protein import into nucleus; ribosomal subunit export from nucleus
Cellular component (GO): cytoplasm; nucleus
Molecular function (GO): GTPase activity; GTP binding
Source: RefSeq, a predicted model, not a curated record
AUGUCUGCUGAUAACGCUGGUAAUGUUCCAACCUUCAAGUUGGUUUUGGUUGGUGAUGGUGGUACCGGUAAAACCACUUUCGUCAAGCGUCACUUGACUGGUGAAUUCGAAAAGAAAUAUAUCGCCACUUUGGGUGUCGAAGUCCACCCAUUGACUUUCUACACUAACUUUGGUGAAAUCAAGUUCGAUGUCUGGGAUACCGCUGGCCAAGAAAAAUUGGGUGGUUUGAGAGAUGGUUACUACAUCAACGGUAAGUGUGGUAUUAUCAUGUUCGAUGUCACUUCCAGAAUCACCUACAAGAAUGUUCCAAACUGGCACAGAGAUUUGGUCAGAGUUUGUGAAAACAUUCCAAUUGUCUUGUGUGGUAACAAGGUUGAUGUUAAGGAAAGAAAGGUCAAGGCCAAGACCAUCACCUUCCACAGAAAGAAGAACUUGCAAUACUACGAUAUCUCUGCCAAGUCUAACUACAACUUUGAAAAGCCAUUCUUGUGGUUGGCCAGAAAAUUGGCUGGUGACUCUCAAUUGGAAUUCGUUGCCGCUCCAGCUUUGGCUCCACCAGAAGUCCAAGUUGACAGCAACUUGAUGGAACAAUACCAAAAGGAAAUGGACAGCGCCGCUGCUUUGCCAUUGCCAGAUGAAGAUGAAGAUUUAUAA